AUUUGUUUUGCGGGUGGAAUCCAAAUGGGUGGUGACGUGCACAAGUCCGCCCUCUUCUGCUGGUACAGUGCAUUAUGACUGCCGUGCUCCAGGUUGUCUUCAGUCUGCUUCCUGAUGAACUUGCAGUCUUUGAUUAGCAUCACCCUGAAUGGACUUUAGCUCCUCUGUACACAUUAUGUGUGUGUGUCAUGCGCCUAACUUACUAAUAAAAUCAAUACGCUCUCUUCGACCGUCCUACCGUAUAUUCACACUCACUGCCUGCCAUCAUGCACUAGCUGAUACUAUGACAUAAGCUGUAAGGAGGAGUUUGAAAUGAGUAGUGUCCAUCACAUGACUAAAGAGGUGUUAAAGACCAGAUUUGGGAAUGUGACUGUUGGCUGGGAUCAAAGCGUUCCAACGUCACUGAAUAUAUUUAAACUGCACCCCGGAGCCACCUCUGCUAAAUUUAAAGGACUUAUCAGCAGUAAUUGCCACAUUAGGCAGAGCUGGCGAGCUUGUUUAUGAUCAGGGUGAGUCAGGUAAACUGCCACUAUAUUACGAGAGCGCACACACCUGGAGAAAUGUUUGCUCUUCCCUCCAGUUGAUAAGUCCUACAGAAGCCUGACGGAAAAGGUUUCAUUGGAGCAACAUGAGUUCUCAGGAUGAGUUCACCCACAAGUUCAUGGACGACCUUAGCGAGGCUGGAGGCAAUGGUUGGUCUCCAACAAGAAAAGAGAGAACUGCUUUGGGGGAAUACAGACAGCUGCCUCUGGGAGACAGCAGCGACACCUCAGAGAUUUCAGCCAUGGACACUGUGCAGCUCUUCCCACUGAUGGAGACCAAGUUGUACAAGCGCCGAUGGCUCAUGCUAUUCAUCUUCAGCGCUUGCUCAAUGAGCAACGCCUUCAUGUGGCUGCAGUACGGCAUCAUCAGCAACAUCUUCAUUCGCUUCUACAACAUCGACAGCAUGGCCAUUGACUGGCUCUCCAUGGUCUACUUCCUCACCUAUAUCCCUCUCAUCCUGCCUGUCACGUGGCUGCUCGACAACCGGGGCCUCAGGGACAUUGUGGUGGUGGGCGCAGCCUUCAACUGCAUCGGGGCCUGGAUCAAAACAAGUGCAGCCGACCCCAACAUGUUUGCUAUGACCUUCCUCGGCCAGUUUGUGUGUUCGGUGGCAACAGUUUAUAUCCUGGGUAUCCCGUCCAAACUCGCAUCCCUGUGGUUUGGGCAGGAGGAGGUCUCCACCGCCUGUUCCAUUGGUGUUCUGGGAAACCAGAUGGGUAUCGCCAUUGGGUUCCUGCUCCCGCCCAUCCUUGUGCCUAAUGUGGACGAUGUGGAUGAGCUGGCGUACCACAUCAAAAUCAUGUUCUACAGCAGCGCAGGAGUGGCCAGCGUCAUCUUUAUCCUCGUGGUCAUUGUGUUUCAGGAGAGACCAGAGAUCCCUCCCACCCAGGCACAGGCUCAGGCCAGGAGCAUCCCCCCCGACGAGUACUCGUACAUGGCUUCUAUCUUGAGGUUGCUGCGCAACAAGCCCUUCAUGCUGCUGGUGGUCAGCUAUGGGCUGAACGUCGGCUGCUUCUAUUCUAUUUCCACACUGUUGAAUCGGAUGAUCAUUGAACAUUAUCCUGGUGAAGAGGUGAAUGCUGGGAGAAUUGGUCUGACUAUUGUCGUUGCUGGCAUGGCGGGGUCCCUCAUAUCUGGCAUUUGGCUGGACAAGACCAAAACAUACAAACAAACCACCUUGGCCGUAUAUCUCCUCUCUCUGAUCGGGAUGCUCGUCUACACCUUCACCCUCAACCUGGGUCACCUGUGGGUGGUGUUUGUCACAGCUGGAAUUUUAGGCUUCUUCAUGACAGGUUAUCUACCUCUGGGCUUUGAGUUCGCAGUAGAGCUCACCUAUCCAGAAUCAGAGGGAACCUCAUCUGGACUGCUCAACUGUUCGGCUCAGAUCUUUGGAAUCAUUUUCACCAUCUCCCAAGGGAAGAUUAUUGAUAGAUGGGGCACUUUUGCGGGAAACAUCUUCCUGGGUAUCUUCCUGCUAAUAGGAUCAUUACUGACCGGAUUCAUCAAGUCCGACCUCCGACGACAGAAGGCCAACCUUCAACAGGCUGAGGUGCAGACAGUGAGUCCUGCAGGCUCUGUCUCAUCGGUGCAGGACUACGGGGCCACAGCGUGCAGCGGCCAGUCUUGACAUAAACCCACAACCUCACAAAACACACACCUGCCAAGAAAGUGACAGCUGAUCCCGAAGGAGCCGUCCCUCCACCUGAAGUUCUGAAAGAGGGGAAGUUAUAAGAAGGACCGACUCUGUCACACACACACACACACACACACACACACGCACCGUGUACAGAUAAAAACAGAAAUACUGACACUUCAAUAUCAUAAACAUGCACACAUGGCCACAGUGAAGAGCUGAGCACAUGGAGAGUGAAUCAUACUGAGCGGCGCUCUGUGAGACCUGAAGAGCCGGCAGACCUGAUGUACUGUAUGGACGCCACGCACUGGCCUGAACACCACACAUUUACACUAAUAUCCAAAGUGCAAUUUAGCUCAUCCCAAACCAAGCACAAGGCAAUCACUCACAAGGGGAACGCACUCGGUAGAGAUGACAUCAUCUUUUUAAACCUUCAUUUCAUCCUAUAUUGGCAUUUUUACAUGUCUUGACACUCUUUAACUUUUCCCAAGCUUUCACCGUCCCCCUGUGAUUAGUGUUGAUGUAGUGUUCUGUGCAUUUAAUGAGCAACAUUUAAACUGUGUUUCCUACUAUUGGACCAAUAAUGUGUGUAACUGUGUGUGCAGCUGAACUCUUUACAUCGCUGAAGGCAUUCAUUCGAGUGCAGACUAAAACUGCGUCGUGUUUUCAGCUCCUCUCUGCCGCGUGGAAGUAUUACUACUGCAUACUGCUGAUUAUAAAUAUAAUUGAUGCCGUGCAUCAGUUUUGUCUUUGUUUCACUGUAAGUGAUCUCUGCCAUACUGGAUUAAUGUGCGAGAACGUCUGGAACAUGAAGAAUGUGAGCACAGCGAGAAACAUUACGGAAGGCAAAUCGAUCCACUGCAGUUUUUAUUUUGCACAAGAAAAUGUUUUUAUGUGUAAUACUACUUAAGUUGUAAAAUUGUUACUGAGAAAUGUAGUUCAUGUUGUGUAACCAGUGUUUCAUUAACAUGUUUUACUUGUGCUGUCUGGUGAUUUUCCUAUUUUUAUGAUGAAUGUUAUGUGACUUUGAGAAGCCAGUUAUUUAUCCGUGGUAUUUUUAGUAUUUUACGGUGCUGUGAACAAAUCUACACUCCUUGAUUAUUACCAGCUGCAACAGCGACAAUGUUUUUAUUUUUUUAUUUGACUGGAUACACAGUGUAAUGUUUUCUAUGACACUAAGAAAAAUCUAGGCAAGUAAAACAUAUUAUAUUAAAAACAUUAUUGAAAUGGA
Messenger RNA from Cottoperca gobio, 3407 nucleotides. It is a transcript of the gene flvcr2a, whose product is annotated as FLVCR choline and putative heme transporter 2a. Gene Ontology annotation, cellular component: membrane. Gene Ontology annotation, molecular function: heme transmembrane transporter activity; heme binding. The coding region runs from base 629 to 2170 and encodes 513 amino acids. The transcript is spliced from 12 exons. The record is from RefSeq and is a predicted model, not a curated record. Gene Ontology annotation, biological process: transmembrane transport; heme export. NCBI's taxonomy places the organism in Eukaryota, Metazoa, Chordata, Actinopteri, Perciformes, Bovichtidae.